Messenger RNA from Caenorhabditis angaria, 1038 nucleotides. The record is from the annotation of a GenBank genome assembly. Lineage: Eukaryota; Metazoa; Nematoda; Chromadorea; Rhabditida; Rhabditidae.
AUGAUUUUCAUAAGUUUGGCACAUUCCUAUAUUCCGAAAAUCUUGUGUUCCCUCGCAAUCCUCAUCAACACAUUUUUCAUCAUCCUAGUCUAUACGAAAUCAUCCCCAUCAAUUGGCAAAUACAAAUAUCUUCUCAUAACUUUCUCUUCUGUGAAUAUUCUUGCAACUUGUCUUGAUUUAAUCACACCGAUGGCAAAUGAAACUUUCAAAUUGAGUUUCAUUGUUUUUGUGGCGGAUAGUCUGAUUUAUAAAUAUCGGGAUUUUUGUCAGUUCAUGUUUGCAUUGAGAUGUUGUAUGAUUGCAUAUACUUUUGGUCUCAUCUCGGUUCAUUUUCUCUAUCGAUAUUUCGCAAUUUGCCAGACUCAUCUAACAGUUUCAUUUUUCAAAUUGAAAUAUGUUUUGCUCAUUAUUUUUCUGGUCUUUGUCUAUGGUUCCACAUGGAUGCUCAUAAUUAUGAGAUGGUUGUGGCCAGAUGACGAGAUCAGGAUGAAAAUUGAUUCUUAUUUUUUGGAAAAAUACAAUGAGAGCACUAACAAUAUACCAUUCAUAAUUGCUAAUUACGGAGUAAGUAUUAUUCUUCUUUUUUCGAAAAGCUGAAAUUUUCAGAACCCUGAUCUUGGUGAAAACGCACUUCUUGCUAUGGGUCUCGCAACUUUGAUCUCAAUAAGUUCUUUGAUUUUUGAUGCAGUUUUGGCGACAAAAAUCUAUCUGGCAAUCAAAGUUUUGAAUUUAAGCGAUCAUGUUAAGAAAAUGCAUCGAAUCUUGUUGAUAACUUUGAUUGCACAAACCAGUAUUCCAUCGUUUCUCACAUUUAUUCCAUGUUUCAUUUCCUGGUUUUAUCCGAUUCUGAAUUUGGAUCUGAGUUCUUUUUGCAACUCAAUUCUUGCUCCAAUGAUAAGUUCUUAUCCAGUUAUCGAUCCACUUGUUAUAAUUUUAGCAUUGGCUGAUUAUCGAGAAGCGGUGAUAAAAUUCUUCCGAAGGAAAACUACACCUUUCUUGACUAAUUCUUCAACCUUCAUGGAAACUACUCGUUUUUAA